Molecule: messenger RNA, 789 nt
Organism: Catharus ustulatus (Swainson's thrush)
Lineage: Eukaryota; Metazoa; Chordata; Aves; Passeriformes; Turdidae
Exons: 5
Coding region: 184-789 (201 amino acids)
Source: RefSeq, a predicted model, not a curated record
UACCGUGCUGCAUUCCCCAUGACAGCGCCUUGCUGCAGUAGCAGGAUGGGCCUUUCACACUCUGGAGUUGCGCUGUGGGAGCUACUCGCAGCCAGGCCGUGAAGUGUAGGACAAGCGUGAGAGGAAGGCUCACGUCUUUACAAACAAUUUGUACGGGUGUUAGCGUCCCUGAAAUGGGUCUUGAUGUCUCUACUGACUUUGGACAGCAGGUUGGAGGUGCUGUGGCAAUCUGAUUUCAAACUUGAAAAAUUCUCAUGGAUCAUGACAAAAACCGUGAUGCAGCUGGAUAACCUCCAGAUACUCAGCUUAAAUACCUCACCCAUCUUCUCAGCUGCUCCAUGUCCAACCCUGCAUCAGACAACCACAGUGGAGAUGUUUGUACUGGCUGGUGUUAACCAUCUGUCUCGGGUUGCAGUGCAGGGUGUAUUCUGUCACCGUCUGUUGAUACUAGGUGGGGCAGUGAUCUUUAUCUUUUUCACAACCCAUCGUCUUUCCCUGGAACGACCUGGCGUGAUCGGGAAACUCCCCAGCAUCAUUCAGGAACCCGAACUAAAACCAGAAGCCACAAUCGAAAAGGGGGAAAUGGGCCCAGAGCUCUCGGAUAACCGCAGCAACUUUUCACUCAUAAAACUCAACGUGCACGAAGAAUCCACGCAGAAAAAAGAACCUCCAGACAGCAGAAAAAGGCUGGACACACGCCUCCAGAGUGAAAAGAUAGAGACAACCGAGGAAACACCCAAGUGGAAAGUGGCUUCCUUCCCUGGAGACCUCAAGAUAAAAUUGCGCUGA